Juglans microcarpa x Juglans regia is the source of this 549-nucleotide messenger RNA. Its product is annotated as mitochondrial import receptor subunit TOM9-2-like. The transcript has a single exon. Lineage: Eukaryota; Viridiplantae; Streptophyta; Magnoliopsida; Fagales; Juglandaceae. The record is from RefSeq and is a predicted model, not a curated record. The coding region runs from base 54 to 347 and encodes 97 amino acids.
GCAGAGGCCCCAAAACCCUUCCUUAUCUUUUCGUACACUUGGGGGACACUGAAAUGACAUCGCCGCAGGGCAAAAAGCGAGCCUCUACGAUGAGCAACGACCAGUCCCUCAUUUCUAGGGUCUCACGAGGCGUGUCUCAGUCCCCGAUCAUCCACCAGACGAAGCGAGCCGCCUCCGACGCCGCUUUCGUGUCCAAGAAGCUGAUCCGCAGCACCGGCAGGGCCGCCUGGAUUGCCGGUACCACCUUCCUCAUCUUGGUUGUCCCGCUCAUCAUCGAGAUGGACCGCGAGCAGCAGGUCAAUGACCUUGAGCUCCAGCAGGCCAGCCUCCUCGGCACCUCCAAGUGACUUCGCUCCGCUCCUCUCGCCUCAGGUCAGCUCGGCUAGGAGAUGGGGGAUUUCUGGGGUUUAAGGUUUCGAAUUGAAUGCGACGUGACAUUUGCUUUGGAAUUUUGAGAAUCAGUGUUUUCAUACUUGAGCGAUUGUGACUGGAUUCUCUUCAAUUGCUUUGCCUUUUUUUUUUUAAUGGAUGCCUCAGUUAUUAGGGUCA